This is a messenger RNA of Hansenula anomala, 672 nucleotides long. RefSeq names its product sugar O-acetyltransferase. Gene Ontology annotation, molecular function: galactoside O-acetyltransferase activity. The record is from RefSeq and is a predicted model, not a curated record. NCBI's taxonomy places the organism in Eukaryota, Fungi, Ascomycota, Saccharomycetes, Phaffomycetales, Wickerhamomycetaceae. The coding region runs from base 1 to 672 and encodes 223 amino acids. The transcript has 2 exons.
AUGACUGAAUUGUUCAAGAAAAACCAAGAGCUAAUAGACUAUGUCUAUGCUAAUUUCAAUGGUGUUCCCAAGGGAAGUGAUGAUUAUGAGAAAAUGAUUUCAGGAAUGCGUUAUAGAUGCUGGGUUCCUGAAUUGAAAUAUGCUCGUAUGAGAAGACAUGAAAGAGCCUUGAAGUAUGGUAAUAUUAGUAUUGAUGAUUUUGAGACUCCAGAUGAAUACGAACAGGCCCGCUUAGAUUAUUUGAAAACCGUUUUUGGAAAUAUCAAAGGUGAAGCAUUUGUUGAAGCACCUUUCUACGUUGAUUAUGGAUUCAAUAUUGAAGUUGGUGAUAAGUUUUAUGCCAAUUUCAACUUAACUAUCUUGGAUGGUUCAAUUGUAAAGAUUGGACAUGGGGUUGCACUUGGUCCAAAUGUCACUUUGACUUGUGCUACCCAUCCUUUAGAUCCUUACAUGAGGGUUGAUGAUCAUUAUGAAUGGUCCAGGGAAAUCAUUAUUGGUAAUAGGGUCUGGUUAGGUGCCAAUGUCACUGUUCUUGCUGGAGUCCAUAUUGGGGACAAUGUUGUUGUUGGUGCCAACUCCGUUGUUACCAAAGACAUCCCAGCCAACUCUGUUGCAGUUGGUAUUCCAGCCAGAGUCGUCAAGAAGCUGGAAGUGGUUGAGAGAGGUAAAUAA